AUGAGUGUAACACGAUUUGAAUGUUUACCGAACGAGUUAGUUUUUGAAAUAUUUGAAUACUUUGACAAAUGUGCUCUCUAUUAUUCGUUCUACAGUUUAAAUACUCGUUUAUCGUAUCUUCUUACUGCAAAACAAUGGUAUUUAUUGAAUUUUAUUAACAGUAAUAAACUGACAUUCGCUCGUGUUUGUCAAAAUAUAAUUCCACAAUAUAUUCGAUCACUAUCGCUUUACAAUCGGCAUUCGCCUAUUACUGAAUGUAGUAUUAUUAUUAAUCAAAUACCAAUGUUUUUCUCAUUGUUUUCAGUUGUAGAAUUAGUCAAUCUUUGUACUUUGAAAUUAUUUGAUAUUAAGGAACAUGAGUUAAAAUUAAUUUCAUUCGAUUUAUACAAUUUAUCUUAUCUAUUGAUUGAACUUGAUUCGAGACGAACAACUCAACAAUGCUUUUCAGAAACAUUUUUAUUUUUAUUAUUAUCGAAUGCAAUUCCAACGUUAAGAAGAUUAUCGUUCAGUGCUAAUGGUACAGUCAUCGAUUUUAAACAGCAGGUUGCAACAACAACAUCAAACAUUGAAUACUUAUCAAUGAAUAAUAUCUGCAUCGAUCAUAUGGAACAACUAUUGAAAUAUGUACCACGAUUGAAAUAUUUUAGUUAUUCAAUAGAUACGAGCUAUCCCGAAUUUUACACAAUAACUGUCAACAAUUUACAAUCAAUUGUGUCCAAUUUAGUAUGUUUGAAAUUAAAAUUUAAUUUCAAGUUGGAUUUUGGCUAUAUUGAAACUGUUCUUGGAGAAUUUCCAAAAUUAAAAUAUUUAACACUAGAAGUAACUACAUGUAUGGAAGAUAAGAAAUUAGUUGAUGGCAAUCAUUGGAAACAAUUGAUUCAAAGAUAUUUACCACUAUUGACAAAAUUUUCUUUUUUAUUCAAAAUAGGCACUGCUAUUCCUGUAGAUAUAGACACGUUUCGAACAUCAUUUUGGUUUGAUGAACAUCGAUGGUUUGUUCAAUAUGAUCAUCAUAUUAAUAAUAUGUACAGUUAUGUUUAUACUCAUCCAUACAUCAAUCGUCAAUUUGAUAUCGAAGCUAUAUCAACAUGUACUACAGUAAGAACUGCACCAUUAUUUCUACAACGAACUAUGUAUAAUAAUGUUCGACAACUAUCAUUAACAUUUACUAUUUUUGGUGAAACAAUAUUAUCCGAUCGAUAUUAUUCAAAUAUUUCUACUUUAAAAAUAUCAAAUGAACACAAAAUUUAUAUAUCAUUUUAUAAAUUAAGGACAUUAAUAAAUUUAUCUACUAUUAAACUAUUAAUAUUUGAUAAUAAUAAAACUCAAAUUAUUUAUCGAUUAUUCAAAUAUUUACCAAAUUUAAAUUCAUUAUAUUUAUACGAUUCUCAUUUGAUACAAAUAACAAACAUUUUUGAUUCAUAUUUAAAUGAAAAGAUUCAAAAAAUAUUUAUAAAUUUAUCAACAAGCAUUUCCAAUAGACAAUUAGAAAAUUUGUUUAGAACUUUUUCAAAUUUAGAUGAACUUCAUAUACGAAUCGAUAAUAUCGAUGAUAUUCUUUUAAUAAUUAAUAAAAUGAGAAAAUUAUCGUUUUUAUUCGUACAAUGUAGUGAUGAACAACGAUUGAGACAGCUAGACGAUAUACGACAAUGGUUGAUGGAAAAUACGUUGUUAAACAAUAAUUUUAAUCUUAUCCAACAAGCAUCAAAUGAACUACACAUUUGGAUUGAUCGCUACUGUUUAUGA
Messenger RNA from Didymodactylos carnosus, 1746 nucleotides. The record is from the annotation of a GenBank genome assembly. NCBI's taxonomy places the organism in Eukaryota, Metazoa, Rotifera, Eurotatoria, Philodinida, Philodinidae.